AUGAAUCUGUUCAUUUCAAACCUCGACGCGAGAUUCCCCAAAGAGGAAUUGGAAGAUUCCCUGUCUCCUACUCUCCGCGAACUUCAGAUCCAUGUCUUCGAUAUUCGAAAAGCAGUCAGCAAGACCUUUGCUAUACUCACAAUUGCAGAUUCAUCAAAGGCUCAAAAGUUGCUGGUUCUGGCUGGCAAGAAUCCAGCUCUCCUCUCCUCUCCCUCCGGAAAGCAUGCAUUGUUCCGGAUAAGCCGCUACCCCAUUGAUCCUUACUUGUUGCGUGCACUACGCAAAGAAGAGAAGGACCGCCAGAACCCCCAAGCAUGGCAGAAGUCUUCGAAGCGGUCUGCGGAAGCCCAGCACAGCCAAAAGGAGGCAGGGCUGAAGAUCACAGCACUACAGUGUGGGCGCUGGGAGACUAUAACCGGGAAGACUGUCUUCGUACCCUACUUCGAGCUGCAAACAGACGGCAGCCUGACAAGAGAUGGACCUGCGCUGGUUGCCCGCAUGAACACCUCUGCUUCCAAGUUCCACGAUCUUGUCAUGGAUCUAUCCAGCAUCUUGGCUUUUGCUAUACCGAGUCAGGGUGCCUCCAAUGCUUUGAUGAUCACUCUGACGCUUGCGCCAAAGAUCUAUGAGGAUGAGAAGCCUGAUUCUAGCAACCCGUUGCUUGAAAUGUUCGAGGGCAUGUCCCUGGGUCCGGCCCCAGUGAGGAGAUUCCGUGAUACCAAAUUACCCGGUGUGGAUCCUGUAAUUGUUAGCAGCUGCUUGACAUACAGCAUACUUGUCGCUUCAGGGGUUGUCGACCUGGAGCGUCGCAUCAAAUUACUGACAUCUCACCGAAUCCCCGUCACGAGAGUGCCUCCCCUAUCUACUAGUCCCCGAAUUGGAAACUUCAAGGAACAACUCUUGAAGCUCAACUCACAGAUUGUGAGAUUGAACUGUUCCUUUGCAUGGAGAUUUCAGAUACAUGCACUUUGGGCCAAUGGCCUUUUGUCUCCCGCCGAGGUGGAACAUCUGCUGCCUACCAUGAGUGGCCUGCGAACUCGGUCAGGCGAAGCAACCCUCAUUGCAGUCUUACGAAGACUGAAUCUGCAACUACCUCCUAAUGAUGCCGCCACGGAUCCUCAGACGGGUGGUGUGAAGGGUGCCCUGAACGCCAUAACCGAGCAAGCACACCUUCUGUUCGAAGAUGGUGGCGCGCAGACGCCGACACGAGAUGAGGUCUUAGUUCACCGUGUCACAGUUACCCCAACUGGCAUCUAUCUCGAUGGCCCAGAGUAUAUCGCGGCAAAUAGAGUCUUGCGACAGUACCGUGCACAUUCAGACUGCUUUCUUCGAGUCCUUUUCUCCGACGAGAAUGAGAUGCGAAUGGGGUUUGAUCGAGAUUGUUCCAACGAACGAGUCCUCCGCGGUCGAUUUCUGUCAAUUCUAAGCGCUGGCUUGAACAUUGCAAACGAACAUUUUGACUUCCUCGGGUUUUCACAUUCGUCUUUACGGUCACAGACAUGCUGGUUCAUGCGACCUUUUGUUCACGACGGGAGUUUGUUAUUAGCCAAAGCAGUCAUCAGCCAGCUUGGUGAAUUCAGCGGCAUUAGAUGUGCGGCAAAAUGUGCAGCACGGAUUGGUCAGGCGUUCUCGGAGACUACGUCCGCCGUCCUGGUGGAUCCGAGCAUUGUCCAAGUAUACUCCGAUGUCAAGGUUGGAGAUUACAUGAUGACUGACGGCUGUGGCACGAUUUCCAAGUCGACGUGGACACGCCUCAGGGGCAGUACACAGUCUGAGGACCAGCCCACCUCAUACCAGAUCCGCUAUAAAGGAGCCAAAGGAAUGCUGACACUGGAUACCCGGCUCCGAGGAGAACAAAUCCGACUGCGAGAGUCGAUGGUAAAGUUCAUUGGCAGUCCAUCCAACGAGCUUGAAAUCUGUGGUACCAAUCGCCGACCCCUUCCGUUCAAGCUAAACCGGCAACUUAUCAAGAUCCUUGAGGACUUUGGGGUCUCGGCCUCCGUGUUUGAGAAAUUACAAGAGGAUGAUAUCCAACGACUGCGCCUGAGCGCAUCCUCACGAUCCGUCGCGGUCAAUUUUCUCAUCAAACGAUUAUCCGACAGUAGCAAUGGCUUACCCACCCUUCUCAGGCACCUCGAACACAUUGGGAUUGAUGCCACCGAGGACAGCUUCGUGCGAGAAGUACUCGGGGCGUUGUUGCAGGUCCAACUCCGAGAGAUCAAGUACCGAAGUCGCAUUCUGGUUCCGGGUGCGCUCACUCUCUACGGCAUUAGCGACGAGACCGGUUGGCUGAAGGAAGGCGAGGUCUUUGUCACUUUCGUCGAGGAGGAGAGCCGGAAGCAUUCCUGUCUGAAUGGCCGUGUCGCGGUGACUCGAUCUCCUGCUCUCCACCCCGGGGACGUGCAGGUUGUUCAAGCUGUCGCACCGCUGCCGAGCUCGGCUCUCUGGGAUCUCCGCAACUGCGUCGUGUUCAGCCAGCAGGGUUCUCGUGACCUACCCAGCAUGUUGAGCGGCGGCGAUCUCGAUGGCGAUCUCUACAACAUCAUCUACGACGAGAAGCUCAUACCGCAGCAACAGGCGGAUCCUGCAGCUUACCUACCCGUACAGCCUCCUGACAUUGGUCGCCCGGUCACUGUGGAUGAUAUGGCCAACUUCUUCGUGGACUUUAUGCAAAAUGACCAGCUGGGUAGGAUUGCCACUCUCCAUCAAGUGUUUGCCGACCGUGACGGCACCUUUUCAGCCAACUGUCUCCUGCUCGCGGCACUGCACUCAACUGCCGUGGAUUUUUCCAAGACUGGCGUCCCGGUCGAUAGCAAAAAGAUCCCGAGAGGCCCUUCUUGCAGACCUGACUUCAUGGCGCCAAGCGCAAGCACCAAGGUAGAGAAAGGUAUCAAGAGAGCUGAAGAGAUGGCCUCCACGGAUAAUACUGGACAAUUCCGCUAUUUUGAGUCCGAGCGAAUCCUCGGCCGCCUUUAUCGCGCUGUGGAUGAGAACACAUUCUUUCAGGAUCUCGAGGACGAUACUUCGUCUCUAUUCAGCAAGAUGGCUGACGAUAACGUGCUGCAAGACAUCCUGGACUGGGUGCGGUCAUACGUCAACCACUCGCGCAUUGAGUCUUACUAUACAAUUGCCAGGACAGUCCGAGAUUACUACGAGUCGAAUCUGCUGGACAUCAUGUCCCUCUAUGCGGGGCGCCGGACCGAGCAACUCACCGAGAAAGAAGUGCUCAUCGGCACCAUCAUGGGCCGUUCUGGGGCGGGAAACAGAUAUCAGCGAGAACAGUCGGACGACAUGAAGGCCCGGUUCAAUCGCGACCUUCGAGAUAUCAAAGCUUGGAUGAUCAACCACCCUGCCGUUGUCGGUAAUAUUGAUGGUGAUGAUGAUGAUGACAAUGACCAUGAUGACGGUUUUGUGAGCCUGGCUGCUGCCUGUUUGGAAAUUGCUGUACAAGAACCCAGCAAGUUGAGCAGCUUUGGAUGGUUUGCUGCAGGAUUAUGUGUCCCCGAGAUCAUGAAGGACAGGGAAGUGUCGUCGGUAUAUGACACGGGGAGGUUUGGAUUCCUCGGUGCUUGA
Molecule: messenger RNA, 3573 nt
Organism: Capronia epimyces CBS 606.96
Lineage: Eukaryota; Fungi; Ascomycota; Eurotiomycetes; Chaetothyriales; Herpotrichiellaceae
Exons: 3
Coding region: 1-3573 (1190 amino acids)
Biological process (GO): siRNA processing
Cellular component (GO): nuclear RNA-directed RNA polymerase complex
Molecular function (GO): RNA-directed RNA polymerase activity
Source: RefSeq, a predicted model, not a curated record